This is a messenger RNA of Rhincodon typus (whale shark), 225 nucleotides long. Its product is annotated as MIEF1 upstream open reading frame protein-like. The record is from RefSeq and is a predicted model, not a curated record. Lineage: Eukaryota; Metazoa; Chordata; Chondrichthyes; Orectolobiformes; Rhincodontidae. The transcript has a single exon. The coding region runs from base 1 to 225 and encodes 74 amino acids.
AUGUUUCUUGUCAUGGCGACCUGGUCACGUGUAGCAGUGUUGAAUCUUUACCGAGCUCUCCUGCGUGAGGGCUGUAAUCUCCAGUACACUGACCGAGAUUACUACUACACAUUCAUCAGGAGGGAGUUCAGAAAGAACCAGCACCUUACCAGCGAGGAAGAGAAAGUUAAGCAACUGGAGAAAGGCAUCUACUUUCUCAAGACCAAGCUCGGAGGUCUGGUUUAA